Anolis sagrei ordinatus is the source of this 5277-nucleotide messenger RNA. It is a transcript of the gene PYCR1, whose product is annotated as pyrroline-5-carboxylate reductase 1. Gene Ontology annotation, biological process: L-proline biosynthetic process. NCBI's taxonomy places the organism in Eukaryota, Metazoa, Chordata, Lepidosauria, Squamata, Anolidae. Gene Ontology annotation, molecular function: pyrroline-5-carboxylate reductase activity. The record is from RefSeq and is a predicted model, not a curated record.
AGCUGCGCCUCCUGAGCAGGUUUACCAGGCAUAGCCGAGCUCGCCGUUCCCCGCCCCCCAGCAGCAGCCACGUGGGCGCCAUCCAUCCAUCCUCAGGAAUAAAAGUCACUUCUUAUCAGCUGCUGACACCAUGAGUGUGGGCUUCAUUGGCGCUGGGCAGCUGGCCUUCUCUCUGGCCCGAGGUUUCACUGCAGCAGGGAUCUUGGCAGCUCAUAAGAUUACGGCAAGUGCACCAGAUACAGAUUUGCCAACAGUAUCUGGGCUGAGGAAAAUAGGUGUGAAUUUUACCCUAAGCAACAAAGAGACAGUUAAAAACAGCGACGUCCUGUUCCUGGCAGUGAAACCUCCCAUAAUUCCAUUCAUCCUGGAUGAGAUUGGCUCUGACAUAGAGGACCGGCACAUUGUGGUUUCAUGUGCUGCUGGCGUCACUAUCAGCUCUAUUGAGAAGAAACUCUCUGCCUUCUGCCCCACCCCAAAAGUGAUCAGGUGCAUGACCAAUACACCAGUGAUCGUCCGUGAAGGGGCCACAGUCUAUGCCACAGGGACACAUGCUGAGGUGGAAGAUGGAAAGCUCCUGGAACAACUGAUGGCGAGUGUGGGCUUCUGCACUGAGGUGGAGGAAGACUUGAUAGAUGCUGUUACUGGACUCAGUGGAAGUGGACCUGCUUAUGCAUUCACAGCCCUGGAUGCCUUGGCAGAUGGAGGGGUGAAGAUGGGCCUUCCUCGCAGACUGGCUGUACGGUUGGGAGCUCAGGCAUUGCUGGGAGCUGCCAAGAUGCUGUUGGAAUCAGAGCAGCACCCAGGACAACUGAAGGACAACGUCUGUUCCCCGGGGGGUGCUACCAUCUAUGCCGUGCACUUCCUGGAGAGCGGGGGUUUCCGCUCACUCCUCAUCAAUGCCGUGGAGGCAUCCUGCAUCAGGACAAGGGAGCUGCAGUGCUUGGCUGAUCAGGAGAAGGUUUCCCCUGCUGCUAUUAAGAAGACCUUGAUGGAUAAAGUAAAGCUAGAGUCUUCCUCUGCCAACAAGGUCAACCUAUUCAACAAGAACCCUGGCAGUAAGAAGUAUUAAGGAGACCCUGUUGUGGCCUGGCCACACUUUUCUUUCUUUUCAACGGAAUCUUUAGCUCAUGCCAUUUGGGGGCAGUGGGAGGGAGGAAUAUCCUGGACUCAAGGCCGUCAGAGAAAGGAACUUCCAUUUUUCUGGUUAGAUUCUUUGAGAUCAGCAGUUUGCGGGGGGAUGCAAGUGGAGCAGAAUCAUCAGCCCAUUCUUUUGAGUGGGCAGAAACUCUCAACUUCACCACUGUCUCUUCCAUAGCUGUUGCAGGAUUAAUAUUAACUACAUUUUAUUCUGAUUUUCUUCCACUGAGGUCCUAUGUUACGUCUCCUCACAACAGCUUUGUGAGGUAGUUUAGCCCUGCAACACAAUGGCUGGUUCCAGUGAACUUUCUUAUUAGCCUACUACACACUGCUGUCAGCCUGUGCCUAUUUCCUGUGAUGUUUUUAUGUGAUCAGAGGCUGGAGUCCCAAACCUUAUUCUCAUCACAGAGUGGCUACAUCCAGUCUGCAGGACAUUCUGGAUUGGGGGUGGGCAGAGCUUGGAACUGUUUUUAUUAACACAAAGAUAUAUUAAAUUCGAAACAGAUUUGGCAGUUUUAAUAGUGGGGUUGCACAGGUUGAGUAUCCCUUGUCAGAAAUGUGUGGACCAGAACUGUUUUGGAUUUUGGAAUACAGUAGAGUCUCGCUUAUCAACAUAAACGGGCCAGCAGAACGUUGGAUAAGUGUAAAUGUUGGAUAAUAAGGAGGGAUUAAGGAAGCCUAUUAAACAUCAAAUUACAUCAUGAUUUUACAAAUUAAGCACCAAAACACCAUGUUUUACAACAAAUCGACAGAAAAAGUCUUUCAAUACAUCGUAACGUUAUGUAGUAAUUACUGUAUUUAUGAAUGUAGAUGUACCGGGCAGGAGACAGACUGCGUUGGAUAAUAUCGAAUGUUGGAUGAGCAAAGGUUGGAUAAGCGAGACUCUACUGUAUUUGCAUUUGAGUACACACAUAUGUAACACGAUACCGUUUAGAUGGCACCCAGGUCUAAACAUUUAUUUUUCAGAUAUCUUAUAUACAUAGCCUGAAUGUAAAUUUUAUACAUUAUGUUUUUAAUAAUUUGGUACACAUUGAACCAUGAGAAAGUAAAAAUGCCGCUACCUCAGUCAACCCAUUUUUGGAGUAUUUCAGAAUUCUGGACAAGGGAUGCUCUGCUUGUAAUUACUUACAUCUACCUGUAAUUACUUACAUCUUCGGCAUCAGAAAAAAUAUAUAAAAUUGCUUUUAAAUUUGAAGAACCUGUCAAAAUCUCUAAAGCUUGCCAAUCCCUAAAAAUCUUUUACAAGGUAAUUAAUUAAAAUAAGUCAAUUUUUAUUCAAGAUAUUAACAUUGUUAUUCAACAACUUAAUGACUUUUUAAAACCCCUCAAUGAAUUGAUUCCAAGCUCUGCAUAGGGCUGCAUUCAUUUUUUUAUUCUUAUUACAUAGCAUAUUGCUCCCAUUCCCCGUGUAUUGCUAUUUCUGCUUUGCCCAGCUGUAUCAGAAAUCACAGAUAUCCUGGAUUGAACAGCACUUUGCAUGCUGCCCACUAUUGUAAAAAAAAAAAAAAUCUCAACGUUUUUCUCCUUUCUCUCAUCUUCAGUUACUUGACAUCUAAAAUAGGUACUCAAAUACAUUUAUCUUAUGCUGUACACCAGUGGUUCCUAAUCUGUAGUCUGUGGACCACUAGUGGUCCUCAAGAACUAAAAUAUGGUCCGCAACAACUAAAAUUUGGUCCACGUCCUCACCAUUACUACACUGUUGCAACAAGAGCAACUGGUCUUUUGAAACCCUUUUAUAGUGCCAAGGCUUAUUAAACAUGAUUUUCUGUGGGCGAGCAGAUGGCGUAUGUUGCGUAUCAGAAACUAGAGCUGAUGUGGUCUAUCCAAUGCUAUUUUCUGAGUCAGCACCCCAGAUAACCAAACUGAAUCCAAACUUGACCAAAAACUGAUUCAUAUUCCUUUUGGUACUAAUGUUGGAGAGUGGUCCCUGGUCAAAAAAAGCUUGGGAACCACUGCUUUAAACCAAAGGGGGAGGAGAAAGCCUUUCAUAUUAGCAAUAGCUCAGCUCAGGAGUAUAGGAAGGUUUUACAUCUGCCUCCACUAGGUCACAUUAUUUGCCAAUCUAGCUUAGCAUUGUCUGUUUUGAUUGGCAGUCACAUUCUCAGCUCUCAGGGGGCAGAAAUUCAUCCUCUGUCUCCUGCUUACCAGUUCUUUCACUACAACAUGUCAGUGGCAUCAUCACUUAUUGUCACAUCUUAACAGUGUAGGUUUAGAGAUGGCUUUGAAAUGUACCCAAAAUGUGUUCAGAUCACAUAAUUAAUGUGAGAGUUUCCUCUUAUGAUCAGUUCUGAUUUGUAUUUAGGGUAGAGCAAUUUAAUAGGUCACCCUUUGUUGACAAGAGAAGAAGUAUCAGCAAUAACCUCUUACGAUGUGUAUAAGUGUCAUCAAGUCACCUGUUGACUUGGUGAUCGCACAGAUUUAAUAGGAUUUUCUUAGCUGGUUUGCCUGUUCCUUCUUCUGAACUAUAGCCUACAGCACCCCACGUAUAUUAGUAGUCUCCCCUCCAAGUACUAACCAGAGCUAGGCCUGCUUAGCUUCCAAGACCAGAUAGGAUCUGGUGCCUAGGGUAUUUAGACCCUGCAACUGUUAUGACACAAACAUGAAAAAAAAAUUUAUAGUUGCAAUCACGACAGACUCUGCUAUGGAAUUUCAUUUGCAACAUCUCUCUACUACCAUUUUUACAAGAAGUCCUGAGACCUUAAGCUUGUUGAAGGCUUUACAAUGACCAAAGACAUCAAGAGUUCCAGGUAGGCAGAAAAUCUGAGGUGCUUAAUAGGGCAAGAUACUGGAAAGAAGACUCCAAAGGACUUGCUUCCCAAAGUCAUUGUUUAAACCUAUCCAGUCUCUCAGUGCUUCUUAAAGAGAUCUAGUGUAUCUGGAAGAUUAUGGGAGCUGUCAUCCAAAAGAGUAACUUUUCUAAACUCUGCUUUUUGAUGAGAACAAAACCAUUUUUCCUGUGCUGAAGGAAGCAGAACUAAGGAGUGCAGAGAUUGCUGUUGAUGCCACAGAUAUAGUGGCAACAUCCCAGUAGGGUUACCAUAUGGAGAGAGGAAUACAACAUCAGCCUUGUUAAGGAUUGUGUAGAAGGGGAAAAUUCAGCAGCUCUGUCCCUUAUUUCACUUGGCAACUCUACAUCCCACGUAGGAUUGUUUGUCAUUGAACAAAUCCUGUUACAUACUUUUUUCAUGUCAAGAGUGACUUGAGAAACUGCAAGUCACUUGUGGUGUGAGAGAAUUGGCCGUUUGCCUGGAUGUUUUGCCAUCCUGUGGGAGGCUUCUCUCAUGUCUCCACACGAGAAGCUGGAGCUGACAGAUGGGAGCUCACCCCAGAUUUGAAGUGCUUUCUUUUUGAUCAGCAGUCCUUCCAGCACAAGAGUUUUAACCCAUUGUGCCACUGGGGGCUCAGUUACACACACAUUGACUGUUAACAUUUUCUUAGAUGAACUGCAAACCCACCCCCUGCCUUUUGUAUGUAAUGUGGCAUUUUCUUAUUUAUCCUUUUUAUAUGGCUCUCUAUAUGUUUUUGGACUGUAGCCUCCAUAAUCCCUUGUCAGUUAUCAUGGCUGAUGGGAGUUGUAUGCCAGAAACAUUUUGUCCCAGUUCAGUAUAUGAGUGAGGUUUGCGUUCAUUUCCCCUCCCUGCUCUUCUUUCUUAGAUGAAAGAAUUUCAGAGGCAUCUACUUUUGCUUUUAGACAAGCCGCAGUUCCCCACUGCAUUCAUCUGUGGUUUUCCAUUAUAACUGAACUGGAGCACUCUUUCCACUUUGCAUUCACCUGCUUCUUACUGCUCCACAUAGCUUUGCAAAAGCUUGGGGGGGGGGGGGGAAUGUUGUACACAGAUAAAAAGUAAACACAUAUAACUAUGCAUACUCAUUGGAAAACAUUUGUUAUUCAGUACCCUUGCUUGUUACUAUUUACUACUUAUUUGCUUCUUUGCUUCUCCCAUGUUGCUAUAUACCAGUGAAUGGAACAAGGGAACAGGCUGAAGGUGGAGAAGAAAUAAAACAUCCCAUGGCACUAUUCACAGAUUGUCCAGGAUACUUUUGAAUUCAAACCAUACUGAGUAUCCUCCAUGUAACUAAGGUUAUCUCAGGCCUAUGUGAACUGAAAUGCAUUGUUGUAUUUAUUGCUUGAAAAGACCA